Messenger RNA from Culex pipiens pallens (northern house mosquito), 3173 nucleotides. Its product is annotated as protein ovarian tumor locus-like. The coding region runs from base 160 to 2832 and encodes 890 amino acids. The transcript has 12 exons. The record is from RefSeq and is a predicted model, not a curated record. NCBI's taxonomy places the organism in Eukaryota, Metazoa, Arthropoda, Insecta, Diptera, Culicidae. Gene Ontology annotation, molecular function: cysteine-type deubiquitinase activity. Gene Ontology annotation, biological process: protein deubiquitination.
CGCUGUUUUAGCGUGCGAAACAGACAAAGUGAGAUCGAUAGACUAAUCCGCCAUUUAAGUAAAAACUCAGUAGCUGGUUGACUCGUGGAUGGCUGCCUUUGCAGAAAAAAAGUGAUUUUUGGUAAAUUGUGAAAUAGCACAGAGAAAUUAACUGCUGUUAUGGACUGUAAAUCUAAUGGGAUUGCGACGCGGAAAGAAGAGGUCGUUCAAGAGAAUAGACCCUUCGCAUCUGGUUCGCGCCAGGCCCCUGAUCCGUACGAUCAGUUCCUUGAAAGAGAAGGGUACUACCGGAAGCAUGUCGCCAGAGAUGGGACCUGUUUGUUCCGAUCAUUCUCGGAACAAGUAUUCGAUGUUCAGCUGUACCACGGAAAAGUCCGCAAAGAUUGCAUUCGCUGGAUGCGAAUAAACUCUGACGAGUAUAAAAAGAGAAUGACUGGAGACUUCGAUGACUACUUGACUGAGAUGAGCAAGUCACGUACCUACGGAUCCUUUGUUGAGCUCCAUGCACUUGCGCAUGCUUAUCGCCGAAACGUUCUUCUUUUUGAGCCAUACAAUCUUGGCUCGUGGUUUGUGAACGAGGAGGCUUAUCAGGAGACUGUGAUGGUCUUUUUCUCACCGGACAAGCAUUUCGACUCAAUUUUUCCAACCUCAUUCAUCCAACAGGCAGCGUAUUGUCAAGCUCUGGUGUACGAGAUCCUGUACGUGGAAGUCUUCAAACUACCAGAUGUGAUGUACUCUGUUGAGCGAAUGUUGCAUGACCCGGAUGGACAGGCGCUAAGCGCUGGUAAAGCAUGGGAUAAAACGGAUCAUACACUUGUGGAUCGUGUUGUUUCGCCGGAGGGACGACAGUUUGUGUUCGAUAUUGCAGACAAUACCGAGUGUGUCCUGGACAACUACCUUUUGUGUCAUUUCCACAACAAGGAUAAUUUUGACACCAUCGUUGACACGUACCGCAAUAAGAGAAGUGAAAAUGAUUUGAAAGAAACACACAACGUUAAAACUAACGGCACUAAGGGAUCUUUGACACGAGACUUGAUCAACCCAAUGCUUUGCGACAAGAAAAUAUCAUGCGUUCGCCAGUUACUCAAGGAGGGCAUCACUCCCUUUCCCUACAAAGUCGCAAAAGCUCUUGAUCCUAACAUUUACCGGAACAUCGAGUUUGAUUCAUGGAGUGAUGUGCGACGUGAACUAAAAUACCGGAAUUGGUAUUUUGAUCAAAACUGCCUGCAGGUUGGUGCCAAAUGCUUGGUACGAUUGACUGAUUCGGAUGAAUGUAUACGAUACGGAUACAUUCAAGAAAUGCGUCCCGACAGAGGACCGUGUACUGUGUAUGUUGAAGAUUUCGCCGAGUGUCGAACAGUACCCUAUGACAGACUUCAGCCGCUGCCGCUCGAUCAAACGCGUUCUUUUGCUAUUCCGUACAAAUUUCGAAGAUCUACCGCCGUUCAGCACCUUAAGAUAACGUGUCACAACCAUUCAAGGAAGAAAAUGCUGAAAGCGAUGGACGCCGGAGCCUGCAACGUGAAGUCACCCGACAACGAAAUGUACCAGUUCUACACACCGUAUUACGAUUCAUUCAAACCAUAUUGUUACACGUUCAAAAACUUCACCAGCAUGAAUCACUUUCAACCAGGAAACAUGGAGAUGAUGGUGAUGCCGUUCACCACUGGUGGGUUAGGAGGAAAGUCAAAGUUAAAUCAGGGCAAAGGUGAGCCUGGUGAUGGAAAUGACAGGUCCGCAGGCAACAACGAUCACCAAACGGAUGUGGAAACUACUUAUUCAUCGUCAGGCGUUUACGACAUGUCUGCAUCUUCAAGCAUGUCGUACAAUCAACCAUACUGUUACACGUAUGCAGAGCCGUUUCCGUACGAUCCAACUGCUCCAUCAGCUUAUUGUGCUCUUCCCUACUCUGCACAGCAGUUCGCAUUUGCUCCACACGGAACGUUCCCAGGAUCGUUUUAUGGAGCACCUUACCCCAUGACAACACCAAUCGGCGAUAUCGGGAAUCGAACAGGUGGUGAUGAAAUUCCCAAUUUCCAAGCCGUCGCUAGCGCCGCUCCUAACGGAAGUGAUUUGCCCCUUCACGACCUCGUUACCUUGCGUUACUUCUACAAUCUGGGCGUUGAGUAUUUUCGGAACAAUCAGUUCCGCCUGGAGCCUCCAGCCGUUGUACCGCCAACUCGUAAUACCGCUGACGUCAGUAGCGCCAUGGACGAUGGGAACGAAAUCAGGGACCUUGCCAAUGAGUUUAAACAUGGCAUGAACUUCUCUGCGCCAAAUGCAAGUGAUGCUCAAAACAAGCAGAGAGGUUCUUACAAGACUGACAUCCAUCAGAGCACUAAGCGCAAAUACGGAACGAAAACCCCGAAGAAACUAACGCCUAACCGAAACAGGGUUGCCACUCCAGAUGCGAGUGGCCCUGCGGUUGCUUCAGUUCCUUGCCUAGAUGUUGGACAAUCGGCUCCUGCUGAUCAUCUUGCCACUGAUGUUUCGCAAGCCACCUACAAUAAUAAUCCGACAUACCCUUACGCCCACGUACCGGUGAUGCCACCGGUUCGAGUACCGUAUUACGCUGUCGAUUCCUCUCAUUAUAUGAUUCCACCCUACGGACACAGCUUCAUGGCGCCGUCCGAUGUCAUGCUUAUCCAUGAAAAUGCACAACCUCCUGCAUUGAACCCUCUGGAAGCGCAAUACCCACCGAUGGUAUUUGCAUCGCCGCCUGUGGGAACGGGUUUUGCGAUUAUGGGAUAUCCUCAACCACCGACACACUUGAGCCUAUUCGCCAACGGGAACAACCAUGCUGAUAAUGACUGCAGCGAUGCCGCACAAUGAUGCUAAUCAGCGAUCAAUAAAAACCCACGUUGUUUGAAACAUUUGCAGAAUAUUGCAAAUAUUUUAUCGAUUCUUUAUCUCUUUUAUAUGAAAAUCAGUGCCGGAAACUGUUUUGUAGUACUUACUUACUUACUUAAGACUCACUAACUCAUUAAAAUGAAAUAUGUUUUACAUAAAAAAAAAACCUCAAAUGCAUUUAUUUUCAAUAUUCGUAGAGAAAUCACGCGCUCUUUCUUCCCCAGCUUUCGGUAGCGCUCGCGUCGUGGAACUUGAGGCGGUCGUGGGUCAGAUUUCUCUCGCGAACGAGAAGAACAGCAUGAAUUUGGUUCCAAUGACUUUAG